This is a messenger RNA of Annulohypoxylon maeteangense, 721 nucleotides long. Its product is annotated as DUF1687-domain-containing protein. Gene Ontology annotation, molecular function: oxidoreductase activity. Gene Ontology annotation, cellular component: mitochondrion. The coding region runs from base 165 to 599 and encodes 144 amino acids. Lineage: Eukaryota; Fungi; Ascomycota; Sordariomycetes; Xylariales; Hypoxylaceae. The record is from RefSeq and is a predicted model, not a curated record. The transcript has 3 exons.
ACUCAUUGCCCGCAGCUUCCAACAUCGCCCCGAGACCCGAAACGCAAAUUCGACAUCAUUUGAAAGCCGGCUCCGAUUUCUACUGGUUUGCCGCUUCCGUAUCGCCAGUUAGUCCAUAUCGUGAAUCUAUCAAUCCAGUCACGUCCAGUCAGAAUACAGCAACAAUGUUCCGUUUUCACAAACCCCUUGACAUCGUCACCCUCUUCCACAAGGCACAAUCACCAGCUUCAACUCAGGUAGCAAAGCUUUUAAAGGAGGCAUCCGCCAGUGGAACAGCAGCAGCCAAUGCCUCAGACUCAGCUCCAAGCGACCAGACACAGUCCAAGCGUUUGAGCCGAGUGUUUGAGCUAGACAUCACGGAAACUCCUCCUACAGCCGACCAGCUCGAGACUAUCCUAGACUAUGUAAGCAAGGAUCAAAUAUCCAAGGUCAUCCAGGGUGCUACGACGAAAAAGGAUGCUUUAGAGAGAUUCAGACGGAAUGCUUCCACCUUCUCGUCACCAUUAGUUGUUGACUGGCAUCAUGGAAGAGCCGUUAUCGCUAGCUCAAAUUCCAAGAUUCUCGAGAUGUUGGAGCAAGCACAAGCAGAUAAGGAAUAAUGCCAAAUCAUGUACACAUAGGGACCAGAUUGAUUUCUCAUCAACAUUAGUCAGGCGAAACAUCCAUGGAUGGACUCAUAGUUAAAUAGAUCCCACUCUGUAAUAAAGAAAUAAUAUCCACU